Messenger RNA from Schizosaccharomyces octosporus yFS286, 1072 nucleotides. RefSeq names its product manganese superoxide dismutase. The transcript is spliced from 2 exons. Gene Ontology annotation, biological process: superoxide metabolic process. Lineage: Eukaryota; Fungi; Ascomycota; Schizosaccharomycetes; Schizosaccharomycetales; Schizosaccharomycetaceae. The record is from RefSeq and is a predicted model, not a curated record. The coding region runs from base 202 to 864 and encodes 220 amino acids. Gene Ontology annotation, cellular component: mitochondrion. Gene Ontology annotation, molecular function: superoxide dismutase activity; metal ion binding.
UUGAUCUGACCGGAUCAUUUUGAACUUAACCACUACCAACUAGUUGUUGAAACUAACUGUUGUUUGCAAGUAGAUUUUGCUUAUUAUUUUGCAAAUACAGUUGCUAAAUCUUUGUAAAUCUCUUUAUUUGAUCAUAUUUUAGUGCUUGAUUUUUAAUCAGCUUCUUUUUCUUUUUUGUGCCUACAUUUUCAUUUCAUCACAAUGUUGCGCUUUGCUUCCAAGAACGCUUCUCUUUUAGCUCGUAACCUCACCGCUUCUGGUGUUAGACAACUCCACGGCAAGGCUGCUCUCCCCCCUUUGCCUUAUGCUUACAAUGCCCUUGAACCUGCCAUUUCUGAAACUAUCAUGAAAUUACACCAUGACAAGCAUCACAACACUUAUGUAACCAACUUGAAUGCUGCUCAAGACAAAUUGAGCCAGCCCAACCUCGACUUGAAAUCCGAAGUCGCUCUUCAAGCUGCUAUCAAGUUCAAUGGUGGUGGUCACAUUAACCACACCCAGUUCUGGUCUAUUAUGGCUCCUGUGAGUGAAGGAGGUGGUAAGCCCGUUACCGAUGGUUCUUUGCACAAGAGUAUCGUCGCUAAGUGGGGAUCUCUUGAAAACUUCCAAAAGGAAAUGAACGGUGCUCUUGCCGCCAUUCAAGGCAGCGGAUGGGCCUGGUUGGUCAAGGACAAGGAGGGCAGUCUCCACAUCACUAGCACCGCCAACCAAGACACCGUCAUCAACGCCAAGGUUAUUAUUGGUAUCGAUGCUUGGGAACACGCUUACUAUCCCCAAUAUGAAAACCGCAAGGCCGAAUACUUCAAGGCUUUCUGGUCCGUUAUGAACUGGAAGGAAGCCCAACUCCGUUACGAGUCCAACUAAGCUUACCCUCAUUUUUGGUUGAUGUGAAUGUUUACUUGUGUAAGAAUGUCAUUCUCAUUCAACGCACUCAAACUUCAGCAAGCAUCACUGGGUUCAUACAAACUCGAUGAUUUAAAUCAACAACCCCCACUGUUUUUCUCACGAAGUAGAAGAAAAUGAAAAAAAAAUCUUAUAACGUCAACAAUGUAACGUCCAGCUUUAAGAAUUC